Panicum virgatum (switchgrass) is the source of this 865-nucleotide messenger RNA. Its product is annotated as tubulin-folding cofactor A-like. The record is from RefSeq and is a predicted model, not a curated record. Gene Ontology annotation, biological process: tubulin complex assembly; post-chaperonin tubulin folding pathway. Gene Ontology annotation, cellular component: cytosol; microtubule cytoskeleton. NCBI's taxonomy places the organism in Eukaryota, Viridiplantae, Streptophyta, Magnoliopsida, Poales, Poaceae. The transcript is spliced from 4 exons. The coding region runs from base 357 to 695 and encodes 112 amino acids. Gene Ontology annotation, molecular function: beta-tubulin binding.
GUGGAGGAGGCAGCGCCACCGCCGCCGUGGCCGCCCGAGUCUCGGAGACCAACGCCAAAAGGGAGACGACGAGGAAGGCGGCGUUUAGCAUAUUCGGCCCAUGAGCUCAACCGGCCCAGUCAGGUCAGAAGAAGACGUGGCUGUCUGGCCCAUGUAGUACUUGGGUUGGAAUGGGCCGAGCGGGAGAGGGAAUCACUGGCCCGACGGGUGGUAUCCUUUCCACCAACCAACCCAAGUAGCCGCCCUCCUCUCUCCGCCACUCCAGUAGGCAGCGCCCCCCGCACGCCGCCGCCGCGAGACGUCGCCGGAGAAGAAUCCGCCGCCGCCGCGAGACGUCGCAGGAAAGUACCCUUAGGAUGGCGACCCUGAGGAACUUGAAGAUCAAGACGUCGACGUGCAAGAGGAUGGUCAAGGAGCUGCGCUCGUACGAGAAGGAGGUGGAGAAGGAGGCGGCAAAGACCGCCGACAUGAAGGACAAGGGCGCCGAUCCCUACGAUCUCAAGCAGCAGGAGAAUGUUUUAGCCGAGUCAAGGAUGAUGGUCCCAGACUGCCACAAGCGCCUUGAAACUGCACUGGCAGACUUGAAAGCAACGCUGGCUGAACUGAAGGAGUCAAAUGAACAAGGCGCUGAGAUCGGAGAAGCCGAGAGUACAAUUGCAGAGGUCGAAGCUGUGGUCAAGCCAACAGAAGAAUGAAUUCUGAACUCCCAAGUCUCAAUUGCUGAACUACUAGCAAGCAUCCUUAUUGAUCUCGUUGAGACCUUGUGAGCUCGUUAGUAAGAUGUGUUUGAUGUAAACUCAUGUACCAGUAUCUUGACUUGGAAAUUCUAAGACUGCGCACGGAAUUGUGUUUGCUCAUAUGCUUA